CUAAAACCCAGUCUCUGUUUAAAACCACCACAGCAAGAGUCUCCGAUUGAAGAAGAAGAUGGAGUGUGUAGUUCCACUACGGCGAUGCUUCUCUCUCACUACGCCGGAGAUACGCCACCACAUCGUUAACAACAGUCACCGACAUCUCCAUCUCUCUUUCUCCUCCUCCAAUUCCUUAGCAGCAGGGAUAUCGCUUCUCCCUGGUAAGAAGAACCGGUUUCUAUCUCCAGUCACGAAGAACGCUUCCCUGAAUCGCCUGAACUCGUCUGUGAUUGGUAACUCGGAAGAAGAUGAUGAUGAUGAUUCGGAUUGGGAGUCAGAGUUUCUUGGGGAGAUUGAUCCGUUGGAAGUUCAGCCUCCAAAGAAGAGGAAAAAGCAGGCAAAGUCGAAAGCGCUUGAUGUCACUGAAGGGAUGGAUUGGUGUGUAAGGGCAAGGAAAAUUGCACUUCAGUCUAUUGAGGCUAGAGGGUUGUCUUCUAGAAUGGAGGAGGUGAUGCCUCUCAAGAAGAAGAAGAAGAAGAAGAAGAUCAAGAAAGAUAAGGUUAAAAGUAAAAGUAUUCCUGAAGAUGAUUUUGAUUCAGAUGAAGAAGGUUUGGACUUUUUAGAUCGAUCCGUGGAGGAGGAUAAGAUGGGAGAACUGAGGAUGAGAGUUAGCUCAUUAGCUGGUGGGAUGUUUGAGGAGAAGAAAGAGAAGACGAGGGAGCAGUUAGUUCAGAGGCUGUCCCAGUUUUCAGGACCUUCUGAUCGGAUGAAGGAGAUCAACCUGAACAAAGCUAUAAUAGAAGCACAAACCGCUGAAGAGGUACUGGAAGUAACAGCUGAGACAAUCAUGGCUGUUGCCAAAGGUUUAAGCCCAUCGCCACUGUCUCCCUUAAACAUUGCUACUGCACUCCACCGGAUUGCCAAGAACAUGGAGAAAGUUUCCAUGAUGAGAACUCGUAGGCUUGCGUUUGCUCGGCAAAGAGAGAUGUCUAUGCUUGUUGCUCUUGCAAUGACAUGCCUACCAGAAUGUUCAGCUCAAGGCAUCUCAAAUAUUGCUUGGGCUUUGUCCAAAAUCGGGGGUGAAUUGCUUUAUAUGACAGAGAUGGAUAGAGUCGCAGAAGUUGCGACAUCUAAGGUUGGGGAGUUCAAUUCUCAGAAUGUUGCUAAUAUUGCAGGCGCUUUUGCUUCCAUGCGGCAUUCUGCUCCAGAACUCUUUGCUGAGUUGUCAAAGAGGGCAGCUACCGUUAUCACCACCUUUAAAGGGCAAGAGAUUGCUCAACUAUUGUGGUCAUUUGCCUCGCUUUAUGAGCCAGCUGGUCCUUUGCUUGAUUCUUUGGACAGUGCUUUCAAAAGCAAUGAACAGUUCAAGUGCUGCAUGACGAAAGAAACAUCGAAUUAUGAUGAAGUAGCAGACGCUGAAGUAAGCGAUGGUGUUUCAGGAUCUCCAACACUUAGCUUUAACAGGGACCAGCUUGGAAACAUAGCAUGGUCUUAUGCUGUUCUUGGGCAACUGGAGCGAUCUUUCUUUGCAAGUAUAUGGAAUAUCUUGACAACUUUGGAAGAGCAAAGGCUUUCGGAACAGUAUAGGGAAGAUGUCAUGUUUGCUUCUCAGGUGUAUCUCGUGAAUCAGUGCUUGAAACUUGAGUAUUCCCACCUCAAGUUGUCACUAUGUGAGGGGCUCGAAGAAAAAAUAACCCGUGCAGGAAAAACAAAGAGGUUCAAUCAGAAAAUAACCUCAUCUUUUCAGAAAGAAGUUGGACGCCUUCUAAUAAGUACAGGAUUUGAUUGGGCUAAAGAACAUGAUGUGGAUGGCUACACUGUGGAUGUUGCUCUGGUCGAGAAAAAAGUUGCUUUAGAAAUCGAUGGGCCAACUCAUUUCUCAAGAAACACUGGACUACCAUUAGGGCAUACGAUGCUGAAGCGGCGAUAUGUUACUGCUGCUGGAUGGAAGGUGGUAUCCUUGUCUCUUCAAGAGUGGGAAGAACAUGAAGGAAGCCAUGAACAGCUAGAAUAUCUGAGGGAGAUUCUCCAAGGCUGCUUGUAGAGAAGACAGAAACGAAAUACGUAAGACAUAGUUAUUUCAUGGUUGUUAAUCUAAGUGCUCUUUCCUUAAGGUAUAUAGCUAAGCUUAUUGUAUCAGACUGAUGAUUUAUGUUUUCAGCAAUGAAACAUAAUUAAAAACAUUUAAAUUAUACAUCUUCUUCACAAGCUUCUGCCAAGAGAGCACUAUUGUGUUCUUGGUUAUUUCUCAUGCAACAGAAAAUAUAGAAUACACAUUUUGACGGAAACAGUAUACCAUAGAGAGGCCCUAGCUCUUGAUCUGUGACAACAUAGUCCUGACAUCUUUGCUGUUUGGCCUCUGUUUCGGAUCAUCCAGAGUACAGUAACAAGCAAUUUUCAGAAUCAGAAGCAUCUGUUCAUCGAAUCCUUGUUCCAUCAACUUGGGAUCGAUAGCAAGGCUUGGAUUCUCCGACGUUACCAUGUUCCUCAUCCACUUUAUCAGACUCAUCUCGUCAGUAGUCUGGAAAAACUCAUCCGAAGGAAGCUUCCCAAUCACAAGGACACCAAGAAUCACUCCAAAACUAUACAUAUCACAUUUAUCUGUGAACUUGAGUGUUUGAUGAUACUCCGAUGCUAUGUAUCCCACAGUACCUGCAAGUUUCGAGGCUGUAAUGUGCGUGACUGCAUCAGGCAUUACCUUUGCCAGCCCGAAAUCUGAAAUUCUAGCCUCCAUGUCGUCAUCAAGAAGAAUAUUUGCUGGCUUCAAGUCUCUGUGAAUGAUUGCUGGUUUAUGAUCCAUGUGUAGGUAUUCAAGCCCUGCAGCUAUACCUACAGCAAUCUUGUGCCUUGCUGGCCACAUUAACUCUCUGUUUCCAGCUGCUACAUCGGUCAGUAUAUCUUGCAAACUCCCGUUUUU
This is a messenger RNA of Eruca vesicaria subsp. sativa (arugula), 2899 nucleotides long. The record is from the annotation of a GenBank genome assembly. Lineage: Eukaryota; Viridiplantae; Streptophyta; Magnoliopsida; Brassicales; Brassicaceae.